Cyclocybe aegerita is the source of this 1407-nucleotide messenger RNA. The record is from the annotation of a GenBank genome assembly. Lineage: Eukaryota; Fungi; Basidiomycota; Agaricomycetes; Agaricales; Hemipholiotaceae.
AUGGCGCCAACACCGCAAUGUUCUCCCAACACUCUUUGCUCAUCGACGACCAUGGCGGAGAAGGACGCCCUCCCAGAGCUCACCGGCACAUCCGGCCAAUCUUCCACGCAGUCUGACCUCAAGGACGCCCACGUUUCCACCGACAGCAAGGUCCCAGACACCGAGAAUGCUGCUGCACCACAACCACAACAACAACAAGUGCCAGACGGCCCUCCGCCACCAUUCGCACCCUACGAGCCCGAGUUCUUCCUCUCCAGCCACGGAGACGUCAUCUCCCACGAUCAUCACCUCAACGAAGACGGCGAAGCCCUCUACCGCUUCCUCCUCGACCAAUGCAAGAAGCCACCCGUAUACACCCUCUCCAUCAACGGCACACACAAGGAACGCCGCACCCGCACCGUCACCCGCACCGUCAACGGCACACACCAGACCCGCGUUGAGCACUACACCGUCACCAUCACCGACUUUGACUUUUCCAUCGACCUUACCGACUACAUCACCGUCGGCCCUGCGUACUGGACCUACCCCGACGAGACGCCGGCGUACCGCGGGUUGCCAGUGCGCCAGGUCGACUCUGCGCCGGCGGUUAAUGCCAAUGCGGAUGUAGAGAAGGCCGGAGGGAAGCUGAAGAUAGCUGGGAGGAGGAAGGCGACGAAAGAUGAGAUCAAGGCGUUCAAGGUCGACGAGCACGCCCACAUAAACGAGGGCAUCCCGCCUUGGGAGAACCUCGAUCGCACGACACGCUGCAAGAUGCAGGCAUCGAGCAAGACCCUGCGCGAGUGGGCAGACGAGUACGCCGCCAGCCCCAAGCUCCUCAAGGAGUUUCUCUUCGAAAAGUCCCUCUACGGCUGGAACACCACCAAACUCCAAUCCGCCAUCACAUCCUCCAUCCACAGCACCUCCUACACCGGCACCAUCUCCGCCUCCUUCCUCCCCUCCCUCUCCCGCAUCGCCAUCCGCCCCGACAACCGCCUCUCCCGUACCCUCUCCCGCACACUAUACAAGGUCCUCCUCUGGAUCUUCCUCAUCUACCCGUUCAUCUGGCUGUUCAAGCGCUUCUCUUCGCGCGGCGGGGGGAAGUGGGAGGUGGGCGGUGCGGCGUAUGGACUGGUGUGUUGUGAGCCGGUGCAAGAGGGGGAGGAUUUGAGUGGGUAUAGGAGGGAGGGGAGCUGGGAGGGCGAGGGGGUGACAAGGGAGCCGAGGAUCGUGGUGGGCGCGGAUGGGGUACGGAAGAAGCUGAUUGGGCUGAGGGAGGGCGAGUGGUUCAGGGAGUGGGAGCAGGUGAUCAAGAGGUGCGCGAAGAUGAGGCUGCAGCGCGACGAGCCGCUCAGGAGCGUGAGGGAUGGACCUGCGGACCCGGCGAAUCAGCUUGAGGGGUAUGCAGUAGGUGCGUUGGAGGGGUAUUGA